Gordionus sp. m RMFG-2023 is the source of this 1502-nucleotide messenger RNA. RefSeq lists its product as uncharacterized. Lineage: Eukaryota; Metazoa; Nematomorpha; Gordioida; Chordodea; Parachordodidae. The transcript has 7 exons. Bases 23 to 1381 code for a protein of 452 amino acids. The record is from RefSeq and is a predicted model, not a curated record.
UUUAAAAUUUAAUGUAAACUACAUGAAUAAUCGAAAUUAUUACACUAUAGGACAGAAUCUAAAAUCAAAUGACACAUAUAUAUUCACAACCUUAUUAGCAUAUGCCCUAGACUUGAAUAAGUUUUCAGAUGUCCUAGCUCUUAACAAUAUUAAUGGGCCUUUUAAUUUUACAUAUAAUUCAAUAUUCUGCAACCUUGUUCAAACAGAUACUUUUAAUGAUUUAAAAAAUCCUCAUUUUUCACCAGAGAGAACAUAUGUAAACUUGAAAUGUAGUGAUGACUACACCUUAAUAAAUAGCCCUAUUUUUAAUCCCAGUGAAAACCUUGACUUGCAAGAAGACCCAAUUAACUUAAAAUCGUUUGUAAUUAGAAUACACUUUAAUGCUUUAAAAUCCAAAAUUAUAAAUGGAUUUAAUAAGAGAUGUCAUACACCAAUAAAAAUUGCCAAAGUUGAUAUAUGUUUAAGAGAAUACUGGCCAGAGGAAUACAAAUAUGACUCUAAUCAAAAUAGAAUAUUACUAAAGAUUGAAAAGGAAUUUGAACUGCAAUUUUCACCUCUAUUGUAUUGCCAAAAUGAAAAAGAUGUUAUAGAAGAUGGUUCAAAAUACAAACCUCGUAUAGGAAUGUCUGUAAUUUUGCAAAAAUUAGAUCCAUAUUUAAUUCCCAUAGAUAUCUUAGAAUUUUCAAAAUUCGGUUAUCAACAAUCUUCUAACGAUGAUACUAAUGGCAGUUUUAAAAAGAAAUAUAUUGAUAACGAGGUGAUCAUCAAAUUAUUGAGCGAAAAAAUUGGUCGUAAAAACAAAAGACAUAAAUACAAAGAGUUUAUGCGAUCUUUGGCUAAAAAUCAAAUUGAUGAUGCUGAUGGGUCAUCCGUUCCUGAUAUAAAUCAAUGUUUACGAUUUGAUAGAAGGGAUAUAAAGUGUAAAUGUUUAGAUUCCCUUGAUAACAAAUCUGAGUUGAAGAUUCAAAGUCUGGAAUAUAAAAUUUUAGAACUUGAAAAAGAACUCAAUGCGAAAACUAUGGAGAAUAUAAAUUUGUCUCAAAAAUUAGCACGUUCUCAGACCCAAUUACACGUUAAAGAACAAGAAUUCGAAUCCACCAAAUUGGAUAUGUAUAAAAGAUUUUUGAUCACACUUUUCCAGGACCUGAAAUUGGAUACAAACCAAAAGAUUCUUUUGAACAAAAGAGUGAGCAAUUUUUUGCGGAUAAAUCUUUAUGGUAACACGAGUGAAGAUAAUGACGAGGAAAAACCGAUUAAAGACGAAGCAGUUUUUGAUGACUUAAAUGCCGACUUUUCGUCUUUAAUUAGAUUAGGAAUAUUUGAUCCUAAUGAUACUUUCAUUAAAUAUAUCAAAAGCGUUAAUAAUGAGCUCGAUAGUUAAUAAUAAUUUAACUUCUUAUGAUAAGAUAACUUAAGAUUUUUUUAUAAAAAUUGUUUUUUUUAUUCGUGAUGCUCAAUAUUGUUAAUAUUUAUUUAUAUAAUAAUUAUUGAUAUGCUUCCUA